Molecule: messenger RNA, 2911 nt
Organism: Struthio camelus australis
Lineage: Eukaryota; Metazoa; Chordata; Aves; Struthioniformes; Struthionidae
Source: RefSeq, a predicted model, not a curated record
UCUGUUUAUUGCAGCAAUGAUGCAGUUGUAAUUUCUGGAAGGAAGCUGGCCCGGCAGAUCAGACAGGAAGCCCGUCAUGAGGUGGAACAGUGGGUAGCGGCUGGAAACAAGAGACCUCACCUCAGUGUUGUUCUUGUUGGUGAAAAUCCUGCAAGCCACUCCUAUGUACUGAACAAAACCAAAGCAGCUGCUGACGUAGGAAUCAGCAGUGAAACAAUCCUCAGGCCAGCUUCUAUUACUGAAGAGGAGCUACUGGAUUUGAUUAGCAAACUAAAUAAUGAUGCCAAUGUGGAUGGCCUGUUAGUGCAGCUUCCUCUGCCUGAACAUAUUGAUGAGCGAAAGGUUUGCAAUGCUGUGACCCCAGACAAAGAUGUUGAUGGCUUUCACGUGAUAAAUGUGGGGCGUAUGUGCCUUGACCAGUACUCCAUGCUGCCAGCUACCCCGUGGGGGGUGUGGGAGAUCAUCAAGAGGACUGGCAUCCCGACGCUGGGGAAGAACGUGGUGGUGGCUGGCAGGUCGAAGAAUGUGGGAAUGCCCAUUGCCAUGUUGCUGCAUACAGAUGGCAGGCACGAGCGCCCAGGAGGUGAUGCCACAGUAACAAUAUCUCACCGCUACACUCCCAAGGAGCAGCUGAAGCAACACACAAUUCGGGCUGAUAUUGUGGUAGCAGCAGCAGGCAUACCCAAUCUGAUUACAGCUGACAUGAUCAAAGAAGGAGCUGCAGUUAUUGAUGUGGGCAUAACUAGAGUGCAGGAUCCUGUCACUGCCAAACACAAACUGGUUGGAGAUGUGGAUUUUGAAGGGGUGAAGAAGAAAGCCAGCUACAUCACUCCAGUCCCUGGGGGAGUUGGGCCCAUGACAGUUGCCAUGCUGAUGAAGAACACCAUCAUAGCUGCCAAGAAGCUGUUGCAGCCCAAAGAGCUGAAAACACUAACUGUUUAAUGUGGGACUCGCUUUAGCACUGAAAACAACAUUCCAGUUUGACUCCCAAGCAGGCCGAUAGAAAAUGCAAUAUUUAUUUAUUGUCUGGAAGUGAAUUUACUAUUCUGAGGUCAUAGAUAUUUAUUUGAAACUGAAGUGUACGUGCAUUAGUUGUACUAAGGCAUGAGCAUCUAAACUCCUGGCCUACUCAUGCGGUGUGUAAUGACUUCCAGCAAAGCUGCUUUGUUUAAGCUAGCUCUUCUCUAAGAAGUCAAACCUGUAGCCUGCACCUCUCUCGCAGGCACUAGGGAGCAGUCUGGAUUCUGGGUGUGCAGCUCCUGCAGGAGCUUAACAUGGUGCUAGCAAUCCUAUGUGAGGCAGAGUACUGCUCCACAGUGCCAAACUGGCCUUCAUGGUUCUGUUCUCACAAAUGCCCAGUCUAGGCUGACUGCUCGCAUUUGACUUGCUCUGAACUCUUUUACUCAACUCAGCUGUUUAGUUUGAGUUAAGCUGUUUUGUAGAACAAGUUACUUGAAACAAGCCAUAUGCCCCUUCUCAGCCUGUCCAGGUCCCUGAGCACUGGCAGAUCAGGUGUAACAUGUUCUUCUAGUAUGCAGCUAAGCUGGUAUUUGCUAGUUGGAUGGUGACUUUUAAACCCCCUCCUUUCCCUCCCCCCCAAACCAAAGAACAAGAGGGGGCAGUUGGUGACCACACUGAACACAUGAAGUUUUCCUGGACUAGAUUGUAAAGCAUGCAAGUACUUAGCCUGGAUAAUUCACUAACACUGAAUAAAGUAUGAGGAGGGGGGGGGAAAAAAACCCUUACUUGUGUCCUAGAAUUAUUUCCAAGCAAGCUAGACUGCUGUUGGAGUUGGUGCUGCCCUCAGAAAAGGAGAGCUGCCCCCAGCUAAUGGGUUACUUUGGCAUUAGCACUAUUAGCUCCCUUGGCACAGGGGCCAGUCUGGCUUUUCCCUUGACUUCAGCAAGGCACAAAUGCUACAUGCUGUUCACUCACCUUGGAAGUAAGAAGCCUUUGAGUUUAAUGGCUGGACAUUUUGUUCAGCCUCUAAAAUUUUUCCCUUUGUUCCCUAACAGCUGCCAUAGCUGUGCAAGAAGAAAAUGAUAACACUGAGUGUAAACUUACCUUCCUCCACCAUACCAGUGCUGCAAGCUAUGAUUAUCCACUUAAAGUUAACCUUACCUGGGGGCAAUGCCUCCAGAAGCCUGAAAAAACUUGUGUGCAGCAUUACUCUGGUGCGCUGAAGUGUAUCUUGGCUUCUUCCUGGAGGAGAUGGGUGCAUAGAUAACACCUGGGAGAAAAGCAUGCAGCUGCAUGUCUGCUGGGAGCCUGAUACUGCUUUUCUGUGAACAAAAAUGUUUGUUUUGAACUUAAAGCACUGCUCUCAUGCCCUAGUUGGAGCCACAGUUGAGUCACUGCUAACCCCACUAGCAAAAUUCAUUGCUCCUUCCUGUAGCAGAGGGGAUAACACAAAGCAAGGAGCAACUUGGAAAGAAGUCUGGGGUUAGAAGACUUGGCUUGGGCCAGAAACACACUAAGAGCUGAGAAUAAUUUAAAUGAGAUUUAUUGGGGUGUAGUAAUGACAAAUACAAAAAUGGCUAAAGUGGUACUGUAACAGAGGCUGCAAGUUUGUUACGCUCCGGUGCUGUCUUAUACAAAAAAAAGUAGAAACCACAUGUGAAACUGCAAAAAAAAAAAAAAAAAUCACAAAUUCAGUUGAAACAAGCUGUGCUCUAUGAAACAUCUACAAGAGCCCACCAAGCCUUUCCACGGGUGCUGUAGAGCAGACCUGACAUACCGGAUAAAGCGAGUGAACUCCUUCAAAAGCAAUUAAAAAAAAAUCAUAAAGCCUACCUGUACUGCACAUCAGCUACCACACAUGAGAUCGGUACAAAACACUAGAAAAUACACGAGGCAUUCAAGUUCAAAUAGUUGUUAACGUAAAGCUAAGUGGCUCUUGCUUAAGUGUCAG